CUUCGGGAGUGGAAGGAAGGAGGGCUCAUCCAGAGGACGGAUUUCAUUUUAAAAACACCCCCUGCCUCCUAAACAACUCGGCUCCCAUGUUUUUAUGGUGCACUUGUUCUUCCUCCCGAGGCAUCCCCUCCCCGGUCUCUUCUUUUAACUGGAAGCUGUUGAGACACACACACACACCUCCCUCCCUCCCUCCCUCCCUCCCUCCUUUCUCUCUCGCGUUCAUUAAGCCUGGAAAUAAACGGACGGUUGUUGGACUUGCUGCUGCUUGAGUUCACCACCGCGGUGUCAUAAGGAAACCGUGGAAGACAACACACAGAAAACAAUAAGCAGAAGUACACAUGAACUGAAGCUCUGGGGAGAGACUUUCUCCCCCAGCCUCUUAUGGCCUCCCUGCCUGCUUCCUCAGUCCAGGCAUGACCGUCACCCCUAAAAAGGACAGUGCUCAGUCUGGUUCCUCCUCUUACGACACAAGCUCCAGAUCUGGUCCUGUGCAGAUGGAUGAGGUCGAAGGUCUUCGUUUUAAGCCCACCACUGAGGACUCUGUGUCUCUGGCUUCCUCCUUGGCUGAGCCCAUCAACCUAGAAGAUUCCCAUUAUACUUUGCUGCGAGGCGAGCUCGAGACUAACGCCCAGAGCCUGGAGGCGGAGUCAUGGAGUGUAGCGGUGGACCAGAACUACUUGAAGGCCCUGAACAAAGAGGCUGGUAAAAGACAGGACGUCAUCUAUGAGUUGAUCCAGACAGAGAUGCACCAUGUACGCACCUUAAAAAUCCUUCUCCAGGUUUACAUGCACGAGUUGAGGCAGUCUUUGCUGAUAGAAGAGACCAGACUGGAGCGACUCUUUAGUGGAGUGGAGCCUCUGCUCAGCCUCCACCAGCACUUCCUUGACUGCCUCAAAGUACGCCAAAAUGAAAGUCAAGAGGAAGGAAGCCCAAACAACUACCAGAUCAACCAACUGGGGGAUAUUCUCAUCUCUCAGUUUUCAGGUGAGCUGGGAGAAGGAAUGAUAGUGUAUUACAGUCUUUUCUGCAGUCGUCACAAUGAAGCCAUCAGCUUCUAUAAAGAGCAGCUGCAGAACAACAAGAAACUGCAGAUCCUUAUGAGGAAAAUAGGUCAGCUGCCCCUCGUGCGAAGGUUGGGAAUCCCUGAGUGUUUUAUGUUGGUGACUCAACGCAUCACGAAAUAUCCCAUCCUGGUGGAGCGGCUCAUACAGAACACGGAAGCUGACACAGAAGAGUACAAAUCUCUGGUUCAGGGUUUGGCACUGAUCAAAGACACCAUCUCCCAGGUGAACGAUCAGGUCAGUGAAUAUGAGAAAGCAGCUCGUCUGAGAGAGAUAAGCCUGCGUCUGGAGCCAAAAUCUCAGGGCCGGAUGAAGGACGGACAGCUGUUCCGCAGGGAGGAUCUGAUCCAGGGAGACAGGAUGCUGCUGCAUGAAGGCACCGUCACAUGGAAGUCCUCUGGUAGACAAAAAGACGUCCAAGCUGUGCUGCUGUCAGACGUACUCCUCCUCUUACAAGAGAAAGAUCAGAAGCUUGUGUUUGCUGCUGUGGAUAACAAACCACCAGUGAUCUCCCUUCAAAGGCUGAUAGUUAGGGAAGUGGCUCAUGACGACAAAGCCAUGUUCCUUAUCUGCGCGUGCACCACCAGCAUGCCGGAAAUGUACGAGAUCCACACAGGCUCCAGGGAGGAACGCAUCACAUGGACGGCGAUGAUACGGGAAGCCGUGAACUGUUAUCCAGAUGAGGAGCUGUAUCGAGAGCUGACUGCUAAACUGCAACAAUUUCAAGAUAUUCUAAAGAUGAGGGAUGACCUUAUAAAGCAAAAUCUGACAGAGAAACAGCAGAUCUUUGCUGCUCUCUACGAGACAGUGACGGAGAAGGAAACCCCUCACAAAGGGCUGCUGCUCCGAGGAGACACCUCCGACCUCCAGCAGGGGGAGACGCUGCUUAAAGGAGCCAUCGAUGAGGUGGAAAACCUGCAGAACCUGCUCUUGUUGAGGAUAAAAGACCCAAACUGUCCCGUGGAUGAGAGUAAGAUGCAGGGCGGGCUGAUCAGGAGGGCCAAGACGUUUGGAGUGGCAGAUAGCAACCCUGCUGCUAGCAUCGUGAAAACCGGAGAUGCAACUGAGAGGCAAGGUGGCAGCGAGGGCAGUCCGGUGUACAGCAGUCGCCCCAUUAGUGACCCUCUGCUGCAGGAAACGUACUGUGAAGGCCUGGAACAGUCUGCUGAUGAUGACACUCAGAUGCCAAACCACAAUUUAACCUUCAGUCAUUACCUUGAGGGAGAGGUGUGUGACAAAGUGAUAAUGCUCGCACAGAGGCUCUACAGCUUACAAGCAAUCAUCGCCCAGCAGGACAGCCAGAUUGAACUGCAGAACAUUUUACAGACAAAGAGCAAGCAGCCCACUCGUCAUUAUAGCAGCGUGCUGCUCGAGCAGGAGAAGCAGCGCAACUUGGAAAAGCACAAGGAGGAACUGGCCCAUUUGCACAAGCUGCAGGCUCAGCAUCGAGAGGAGCAGCAGCGCUGGGAGAAGGAGAAGGAGCGGCAGAGGAUGCAGAUCGAGGCUCUGGAGGCUCAGCUGCAACAGAGGGAGGACAACUGUCGAAAGCGGGAGGAGAAGCUCAGUGAGGAGAAGGCCGAGCUGGAGGAGCAGAGGGAAAGCUAUCAGCAGGACCUGGAGAGGCUGAGGGAAAGCACAAAGUCAGUAGACAAGGAAAAGGAGCGUCUCGAUCAGGAGAAGGAGCGUCUAGAGAAAAUAAAGAAGUCCAACUAUGAGGAUCCUGCAAAAUACUGGAGUUACCAGUCGUUCAGGGGAAGCGUAGUGAACGGAGGCGGGAAUCUGACCUUACACCCGAAGCUCUUGGCCGCCGCCUCAGACCCGAUGGAAACUCCUCCGAAGGUUCCGCCGCGCAGGGAGAGCAUCAGCCCCAUGCUGCCCAAACCCGAGCUGCCCAUCCAGCUGAUCAGCACUACCAACCAGGUGCUCAAGCCCGCCGUGGUGCAGCAGCAGAUCCCCACCAAGCUGGCUGGUCUGUCCAAGGGAAAGGAGAAAGGCACCAAGACGAAGGGGUCCCACCAGAGAACGCACAGUGCAGCCUCUAUAGACGUGAACCAGGUGCUGCCCAUCCGAGUGACGGGGAAAGAAGGAGGCAGUCUGAGAUCCAAAAGGAACGCCAGUCCUCAAAGCAUCUACCAGUCAGGAGUCUUCAACCCGCCAGGAUCUGUCCGCAAUGUGAAAAUGUCUCAGUCCUUCAGCACGUACAAGAGGGGCAGCGGCGAGGAUCCACCACCUGUACCACCUCCUUUUCCCAAAGAUGUUCAUGAAACUGGUAAAGAGAAAGUAAUAUUCCUUUAAUCCUGAGCUACACACUGGAGUUUGGAUGAGGCCUGGUCCAGACUUAUUAACACUUAUAAGACUGAUGGAGCUGUUAAAACAUUGGACAUGAUCUCAAGACAUCCACGUGUGUCCAGAACGAAGAGGAGUGGCACGAUUAUGGAAUUUUAUUACUGGCUGUUUUUAUGUAGUAUUUAUGGUAUUGGUUGGUCAAAAAAUGUAAAAAGCAACGUUUGUACAUUAGGAAAGAUAAUAUUUUAAAUGAAGAUGAUGCGAAAGCAAAAGACUUUGCCAAAGACUUUUAUGAGAAGUUUUUUUUUAUUUUUAAUUUUAAUGAAAGCAGGUUGUCUUUAACUAUUAAGCACUCAUGUCUUCACUUUUAGGCUUUCUUUGUAAUUUAAUGAAUGAUGAAUUCGGUACGAGGAGGUACUGUGGAUUUGAAAGUUUACAUCUGUUUUAGAUAUGAGGUGCCAAGCACGAAGGGUUUAUUUCAGGUUGAAUCAGAUUACAAUGUGUACUGUGGUCCUGCUCCUCAGCGUGUGCUGCAAUCGAAUCAUACAUUAAUGGGGUUUGUGGAAGAAACUACAUUUUGUAAAGUUGUUGUUUGUAAAUACUAUGAGCUGCUUUGUGCACUUUGGUGAUUUCAGCAGGGUUGUUUCAGACAGAAAGCUGCUGGAAACAUGUUUAAGAAUGUAACACAAUGAUUGUAAUUUAAAUAACGUUCUGGCACAAUUUAACAUUUAACAUUAUGUUGGUGAUUUUCUCUGGUAGAGACACAUCGGCCACCGUCACCUUUUGUUUCCAUGUAAAAUUUCUUCCAAAUCCCAACUAAAGGGUCGUGGAAUAAAAAGAUGGUUGACUUGACAA
Molecule: messenger RNA, 4202 nt
Organism: Dicentrarchus labrax (European seabass)
Lineage: Eukaryota; Metazoa; Chordata; Actinopteri; Moronidae
Gene: arhgef18a
Product: rho/rac guanine nucleotide exchange factor (GEF) 18a
Exons: 21
Coding region: 414-3356 (980 amino acids)
Molecular function (GO): guanyl-nucleotide exchange factor activity
Source: RefSeq, a predicted model, not a curated record